AUGGGCUCUUCCGACUCCUCGUCCCCGUCCCGAGCCGCACCACGCGCCCCUCAAGCCGAACCCCACGACCUAAACUGCCUGACGAUCACUGAGCUCGAAAAGCUCGCCUACGAACGCAUGGACAAGCAGACACGGGACUAUUACAACGAGGGCGCCGACGGCGGCACGACCCUCGCGGAGAACAUCUCAGCCUACUCGAAGUACCGCAUCCGACCACGGGUCCUGCGAAACAUAGCCCGAAUCGACACCACGGUCAAGAUACUCGGACACACAAACAGCGCGCCGUUCGGCGUGGCCCCUACGGCCAUGCAACGCCUGGCCCACAGUGAUGGCGAAAUUGCGACCGCUCGAGCCUGCCGCGCACGUGGGAUCGUGAUGGGCUUGUCCUCGUUCGCGACGUCCACGCUCGAGGACGUCGCCGAGGCAAGCGGCCCCAACCCCAACGUCCUGCAACUCUACCUGUUCGAAGAGCGCGAGCACAGCCUCAAACUCAUCGCCCGGGCCAAACAAGCGGGCUACAAGGCCGUCCUCCUGACUGUCGACACCCCGAUGCUCGGCCGCCGCAACCUCGAGAUCCGCAACCAGUUCAAACUGCCCGCGCACCUCAGCAUUGCCAACUUCGCCGAGCAGGACGACGACACCGACACCGCUGUCGGCAAAGACCACUCCCGGCCCACCACCGCCACGGACGAGAAGAAGACGGCGUCGAAACAACGGCCCAAGAUGCCACGCCAGCGCCGGCCCUCCACGGCGGGCUACCACGACGGCAAGAAACGCGUGCCCCCGACGGGACCGAUCACGUUCCACACGCACGCCGCGAACCCGACGCUAAGCUGGGAGGACACGAUCCCGUGGCUAAAGGACGUGUGCGGCUCGGACAUGCAAGUCUGGGUCAAGGGCAUCGCCACGGCAGAGGACGCCCUGCUCGCCGUCGAACACAAGGUCGACGGAAUCAUCGUCUCCAACCACGGCGGCCGCCAACUCAACGGCGCGCUCGCCACUCUCGACGCUCUACCCGAAGUAGCCGCGGCGGUGGAGAAGCGCGUGCCCGUCCACGUGGACGGCGGGAUCCGACACGGCACGGACAUAUUCAAGGCUCUGGCAUUGGGUGCGGAUUUCUGCUGGGUUGGGAGGCCUAUCCUGUGGGGGCUGGCGUAUAAAGGCCAAGAGGGCGUCGAGUUGUGUCUGAGGUUGCUGAGUGACGAGUUUCGCCUGUGUAUGGGCCUUGCGGGAGUUACACAGGUCGGCGAGAUCGAUCGGAGUUAUCUGUGCAAGGUCGAUCGCGACGGGUUUGCCAGUCGGUUGUAA
This is a messenger RNA of Cladophialophora yegresii CBS 114405, 1308 nucleotides long. RefSeq lists its product as uncharacterized. Lineage: Eukaryota; Fungi; Ascomycota; Eurotiomycetes; Chaetothyriales; Herpotrichiellaceae. The transcript has a single exon. The record is from RefSeq and is a predicted model, not a curated record. Gene Ontology annotation, molecular function: FMN binding; oxidoreductase activity. Bases 1 to 1308 code for a protein of 435 amino acids.